AUGGUAGAGGAGCAGCUGGUGAAUGGCGAUGGCCAAAUAAACAUUGGCAGGCACCCGCCAUUAGGAGAUGUGCAGGAGGCAGCUGAUCGAUGUUUCUCUCUCAUCGAUCAACAUCUCUGCUGGUAUUUUAGGGAAUCUACAAUGGAAGAACACAAGGAAAAUCAGCUAGAUUAUGAGUCAAAGAAAGUGGAAAUCUUAAGACUGGCCCAGUCAAAGAGGAACAUUAACAGUUUGAACAUGGACCUUGAAAAGGAUAUGCAGAGAAUAGACGAAGCAAAUCAGGAACUUCUCCUCAAAAUCCACGAGAAAGAAGAUGAGAUUCAGAGGCUGGAAAGUGAGGUCACUCAGACCAGAGAUUCGGCAGAAGAUGAGGAGUGGGAGAAGGAAAACUGCACCACACUAGAAAGGGAAAGAGCCUUGCAGGAGCUGGAAGAAGAAACAGAUAGACUUGAAAGGAAGAAUGAGACUCUGGUCCACAGUAUAGAAGAACUUCAAAGAAAGCUUACAAGAAAAUCACCUAAAGCAACCAGGUCUGAAAAGGGCAAUCUAGAGGGAACCCCAGAAGAGUCAAAGGCUAAGUUACAGCAGCUGGAAGCUUCCUGUGCUGACCAAGAGAAGAAGCUGACCAAGGUAAUGGAAGACUUUGCAUUUGUGGUCCAGCUCUGUGAAGACCAGGCCCUCUGCAUAAAGAAGUACCAGGAAACUUUGAAGAAAAUAGAAGAAGAAUUAGAGACUCGGUUCCUUGAGAGAGAAGUAUCAAAAGUCUUGAGCAUGAGCUCUGCAAGCAAAGAGUAUAACAACCGAAAUAAUAAGGUUAAUUCUCUCCAAAAUAAGGGAAUAUGGUUCUGUAAAAGGAUUUUCCGAUACUCCUUUUUCAUCACCCUGUUUUUCAUCAGACUUCUGGGCUACUUGUUUUUCCAUAUAAGUUUUAUAAAUCCAGAUGUACUUAUCAACGUACUGCCCAAGAUACUGAGCAGGGGCAUCUUGUGGAAGCUAAGAAGCUUCCUGUUUCCAUCUCUCACGCUUGAGACAGAGGACAUGCUACCCCACUGA
Myotis daubentonii (Daubenton's bat) is the source of this 1053-nucleotide messenger RNA. It is a transcript of the gene TMCO5A, whose product is annotated as transmembrane and coiled-coil domains 5A. The transcript has 13 exons. The record is from RefSeq and is a predicted model, not a curated record. Bases 1 to 1053 code for a protein of 350 amino acids. Lineage: Eukaryota; Metazoa; Chordata; Mammalia; Chiroptera; Vespertilionidae.